AUGAGAGAGAUCCUUCACGUUCAGGGCGGUCAAUGUGGCAACCAGAUUGGCUCCAAGUUCUGGGAGGUUGUGUGCGAUGAGCACGGCAUAGAUCCAACUGGUAGGUACGUCGGUACCAAGGAUGUGCAGCUGGAGCGUGUCAAUGUCUACUACAACGAAGCAUCGUGUGGGCGGUUUGUUCCUCGUGCUGUGCUCAUGGACUUGGAACCUGGGACCAUGGACAGUGUUCGCACUGGUCCGUAUGGCCAGAUCUUCAGGCCUGAUAACUUUGUUUUCGGACAGUCUGGUGCUGGUAACAACUGGGCAAAAGGACACUACACUGAAGGUGCAGAGCUUAUUGAUGCCGUUCUUGAUGUUGUGAGAAAGGAGGCUGAGAACUGUGACUGUCUUCAAGGUUUUCAAGUUUGCCACUCCUUGGGUGGAGGAACUGGUUCUGGAAUGGGAACCUUGUUGAUCUCGAAGAUUAGGGAGGAGUACCCUGACAGGAUGAUGCUUACAUUCUCUGUUUUCCCUUCACCAAAGGUCUCUGAUACAGUUGUUGAGCCAUACAAUGCUACCCUUUCUGUGCAUCAGCUUGUGGAGAAUGCAGAUGAGUGCAUGGUGUUGGAUAAUGAAGCAUUAUAUGAUAUCUGCUUCAGGACUCUCAAGUUGACUACUCCUAGUUUUGGUGACCUGAACCACUUGAUCUCUGCAACCAUGAGUGGGGUCACUUGCUGCCUUCGCUUCCCUGGUCAACUCAACUCUGACCUCCGAAAACUUGCUGUCAACUUGAUCCCAUUUCCUCGUCUCCACUUCUUCAUGGUUGGAUUUGCGCCUCUGACCUCCCGUGGAUCCCAGCAAUACCGAGCUCUAACAGUCCCAGAAUUGACCCAGCAGAUGUGGGAUUCCAAGAACAUGAUGUGCGCUGCUGAUCCCAGGCAUGGUCGAUACCUCACUGCCUCAGCCAUGUUCAGGGGCAAGAUGAGCACUAAAGAGGUGGACGAACAAAUGAUCAAUGUUCAGAACAAGAACUCUUCCUACUUUGUUGAGUGGAUACCAAACAAUGUGAAAUCAAGCGUUUGUGACAUUCCACCCAGAGGGCUAUCCAUGGCAUCCACAUUCAUCGGGAAUUCGACCUCCAUCCAGGAAAUGUUUAGGCGUGUGAGCGAACAAUUUACUGCCAUGUUCAGGAGGAAGGCCUUCUUGCACUGGUACACUGGCGAAGGAAUGGACGAAAUGGAAUUCACUGAAGCAGAGAGCAACAUGAAUGAUCUCGUCUCUGAGUAUCAGCAAUACCAGGAUGCGACUGCCGAUGAGGAAGGUGAAUACGAGGACGAGGAGGAAGUUCUGGAGGAUAUGUGA
Prunus armeniaca (apricot) is the source of this 1341-nucleotide messenger RNA. The record is from the annotation of a GenBank genome assembly. NCBI's taxonomy places the organism in Eukaryota, Viridiplantae, Streptophyta, Magnoliopsida, Rosales, Rosaceae.